This is a messenger RNA of Synchiropus splendidus (mandarinfish), 3613 nucleotides long. It is a transcript of the gene map2k4a, whose product is annotated as mitogen-activated protein kinase kinase 4a. The coding region runs from base 455 to 2500 and encodes 681 amino acids. NCBI's taxonomy places the organism in Eukaryota, Metazoa, Chordata, Actinopteri, Syngnathiformes, Callionymidae. The record is from RefSeq and is a predicted model, not a curated record. Gene Ontology annotation, cellular component: nucleus. The transcript has 6 exons. Gene Ontology annotation, biological process: protein phosphorylation; MAPK cascade; regulation of transcription by RNA polymerase II. Gene Ontology annotation, molecular function: ATP binding; JUN kinase kinase activity.
GCGUGGAUGACACGCCAUCGCAAGUAGUCGUCGUAGUGUUCGCUUUUAUUUUGAAGUCUAAUGUCUGUUUCCGGCCGUUUGGUGGAUGAGCAAACACGGCUUGACUUCAUUGUCGGGCGAAUGUGGUGACUAGUUUAACGAGCCCUCCGCCACUAACCCGCCGCCGACUUGACGCGAACGCGCCACCCAGCCAUGCUGACCAGUCGCCGUUUUGGUGUCCGCGCGGGGCAGACGGGAGAGCUCGCGCUAGCUAGCUGGCCAGCGUGAACGCGUUCCGCUGCGUUUUUGUUUACAUCCGGUACGAUGGGCCUGGAGAGGUGUGCUAGCUAACCGAGCUACCAGACCCUGAGCCGGGGAAGACGCCUCCCGGAGCCCGGCUGGACCGAGCGGUGUGAACAAGUCUCCCGGCUUGGUGAUGGAGUCUUGGUGACGCGAGUCUCUCUCUUUGGCAGUGAUGUCGUCUCAGGAUCCAUCUCUCAUGGCGAUGGACCUGUCGACUGGCUACUCGGUGCCGCCUCUGAACCGCGGCCGGGUCGACACCUUGGACCUGGCCAAGAAGCCGGAGUGGUACCACCGACGCCCGCCCGGCUGUAGCGCUGACAUUGGCGCCUCGUUCAGAUCCAGAGCUUCGUCUUCCUACGACUCCGACACGGGUCCUCCGGUCCACUGUCGGGACAUGGACCCGAGUCCCGAGGCCUACAUGAACCCGCCUCUGUUCCGCAACGGUGUCCCUCACAACCUCUGGCAUCCGGGCUUCUAUGGGCCUGACCCAGGCUGCGGCCCCGGGCCCGAGAGCAGCGGUGCGGACGAGAGCGACAGCGGCUCCGAUGUCAUCGUCCUGGUGUCCUCGGCCAAGGAGCCGCUGCUGUGCGGCUCUUUUAUCCAGGAUGGAGUGCGACACAUAGUGGAGCCCUUGUCGCCCACCGCGUCCUCGAUGGACGGAGGGACGAGCUGCUAUCACCUACCUCGAGCGCUCAGCUCGCCCAGCCCCGAGAGCUCCACCUCGGAGGACUCCUCCGACAGCUCCGUCGACAUUCCAGUGCAUCACGCCAGGCCGGUGGUUCUGUUGUCGGACCUCUCCACCGUGUACAGCAACGCCGCCGGCCCCCUGGUGGACGUUUCAAGUGAUGACAGCGAUAUCAUUGAGGUGUCUGUCAGCGAGGAAAAAAAACACAACUGCCAGAAACGUGCCACCCGAAGAAGGAGUCAGGAAGCGGAAUCUAAAGGGGACAAAGCUCCAGCCAGUGCGGUCAGACGCGGCGGGCGCCUCCGCAAACCUGCCGGAGAGACUCGCGACACUCAGAGCCACCAGACUCGCCGCAACCUGCGCAGGCUGGUGAGGAGGGACGUGGCCGGCAUCUACAAUGAGAUCUACGACUCUGAUGAAAUGUUGGCGUUGGUGAGCAGGCUGACCAGCUCGGACGAGUCCGUGCCUGACGUGUCCCGGCCAGCGAGUAGCAACUCGGAGGACUCUGAUGCCAAUAAACCCCGUGAAAGGAAGCCGCAGGAUCCGACUCCUGAAACCACCCGCUCCAAACCAGUGAAGAGGAAGAAGCCGGUCACGAAAGCUAGAUGUGAAAGUGGACCUGGACAACAGAAACCCAGAACCUCAGCGGAGCAGCCGCCAAGUCAGUUGGCGAGCCGCGCCGCACCUGCAAAGACCAGGAAAGUGAGACGGAGGAGGAAACGAAGGUCACAAAGCGGCCCGUCGUCUCUCUUUGCUCCCAGCGAGCCGGAAAUCCAACUCAAAUAUGCAAGCGUCAGACGCAAGGAGAAGAAGUCGGACGCCUUUUCACCGUUCGUGCACGUGGAUCGGCAGGCGUGCACCGUGGUCAACUACCAGGAGGAGGCGGUGGCGGUGAGAAGGCGCGGCGCUCUGAGCGCGCCCAUCGUCUCCGUCUCUGUGGCGGGGUCACUUCCCUUGACUUCGUGCUUCCAGCCCGGACGCCUGGGCUCGGACGUCAAGUGUCCCCUCUCGCUGACCUGCUGCCUGUGCGGCCACACCGCCAACGUCAUGGGUCUCGGGGACCUUCACGGUCCAUACUUCCCCAUCAGAACGCUGAGCCCGUCCGACCCUUGUCGCCCCCCGCAGGAGGACGUCCAGCAAGUCAAGGACUCGUCCUGCAACGGCUGCCGGGACGAUGACUCUGUGAUCGAACCAUCGCCUCGGAGUGAUGACAGCCAUCUUACGAAGGCUUGGUCUCAGCUGGACGAAGGCUGGAUCCACGAGGACUGUGGGAUCUGGUCCACGGGCGUCUUCCUGGUCCGAGGGAGACUGUACGGUCUGGAAGAGGCGGCGCAGCUGGCCCAGCAAACGCAAUGCUGGGCGUGCCAGUGCAGCGGCGCCAUCAUGGGCUGUUUCCAGAAAGGAUGCAGCAGGAACUAUCACUACAGAUGUGCCAUCCAGUCAGGCUGUGUCCUCAACGAUGAGAACUUCUCCAUGAGAUGUCCAGAACACAAGAACAAGACGGUGACGAGUGGGACGAGGCACAAGAGAUGACGAGAGACGACGCUGCAGGUGGAUCCACACAUCUCAGGGUGCGACGCCUGAACUCACCUGGGCUGACACUAAUUAGGGAGUGUGCGUCUGCGUGUGCGAGUGUGUGAAACAGCGGGGGCCACUGGAACACCUCGAACACCUCUGUUUGUUUUUCGUCUUAUUCUUAGCACACACAAGGAACCUGUGUGUGAUUCAUGUUUUGAUAUUUUAUUUAUUUUCCUGUCAAACCGUUUUGUCGUCUGAACGUGUCUGAACCUUCUGCUGCUCGACACUUUACAUGUUUGUUAUCAAUGAGUGUCUACGAUAUGAUGUGGAGAAGCUGCUGAUCUGUGUGUGUCUGUCACCCACUGGUUUAAAAACACUAGUUUGGCAUCAACCAAAUCACAAACAUGAGACAGAAACUGGUGAGGGAGCGCUCACUGAUAUGAAGAGGGAAGCUCGGUUGUGUAUAUAUUGCCGUAGUCGUUUUGAAGACAGCAAGGCCACACUUACGUCAUGAAGAAUGUCAAAUUUGUUUGAAUGUGUUGUUAUUUAACAGUUGUAUUCAUGUUGCUCAACAUUUGUUCAUUAAGAAAAUGCCCUCAUGCUACAUCAGUUUUAAUUUUUACUCAUCAAUUUUCUGAGUGUUAUUGGUAUUUUUAUUUCAUUAUAAAGCUUCCUAAUUUAUUUCUUGUAUUGCUUUGUCUUUUAUAUUUUAUAUUCAUCAUAACUAUUCGUAAAACAUUUCUCAUACUAAAAUGUUUGUGGCAUCAGUCUACAUCUUCAUUUUACGACUUGUUCUUUGUAUCAUUUGCCCCUAAUUUAUUUAUUUAUUUCCAACAGAGAAACACAUGUAAUGGUCAUUUUUUGUUGUCCUCUGUGAAUGUUACAUGAUUGUCAUCCAGAUUAUUCAUGACGAUGAUUCAUUACAAUCCAGGCAAUCCAGCAUCGACGGCUGUGGUUCACGUCACUUGUCAAAUUUCGGACGAAAGCGUCUGUUGACGGCUUCAGUGAGUUUGUGAUUCGGCUGAUCGUCACUUCCUGCUGCAGCGCUUCUGAUGGAGGUCACGUGACGGAGGUUUUAAUAAAAGUGACGCCAGUUUUCUCAUUCAACUUUUGUAAAUAAAGGUCACU